CUCAUCUUCCGGUGUGGGCGUGUUUCCGUCAUCGUACGGAUCGGCAAUCAUUUCGAUCAGGCUGACGUUGACAUCUUCAUUUGAUCAAUAAUUUUGACUUUUUUUUAUGUUCCAGUUGGAGGCCAAAAAAUCAAAAUCAGGUGGGGGAAAAAAAAAAAAGACAAGGAUGCGGGGAAAGCACUUCCUGGUCGCACCUCCACGAUGACGUCAGCGGCUGCGUGAAUCAUCCUUCAUUUCUCCAGGGGGGGUCAGGAUGCUGACAGCGGACGUCAGCGUCGCCGACGAGACCCCCGUGUGACCCCCGUGUGACCCCCCCGGGCCCGGCUACUAGCUGCCACCAUGGAGGACAUCUUAAGGAGGCUCCACAAAGACGCAGCCGGACACAAGAACAAAAACCUCCGCGACGCCUGCUUGCUAGCCUGCGAAACACUCCUGUCCCAGAAUGCAUCAGCCACGAUGUCGCCGGCUGACCUGCGGGGGCGCUGCCUGUUGCCCCUUCAGAUGGCACUGGAGUCCAAAAACGUCAAACUGGGGCAGACAGCGCUGAGCGGCAUGCAAAAGCUCCUGUGUGAGGACCGCUUUGUGGGCGGGGUCAGCGAGGAGGCGGAGCCAAUGGAGAAGCACCUGCUCAGUCAGAUGCUGGAGGCGGUCAGAGUGACGCCCUUUCUGUACGAGGACCUGCAGGUGGAGGUGAUGAAGGUCCUCCUGUGCGUCACAUACUCGCCAAACUUUGACAUCAACGGAGACUCCAUCCUACGCAUCGCACAUGUGUGCAUGGAAACCUACGCCAGCAGCUGUCACCAGCGGAGCAUCAACACGGCAGUGCGAGCCACGCUCAGUCAGAUUUUGGGAGACUUGACCCUGCAGCUGCGGCACAGACAGGAGGAAGCAGACGGAGAGGAGCCGGCGACCCUCCCGCUGCAGAGAAAAGACGUGUCGCCCACCAGCCAGGCGCUGUGCGAGGAUGUCGUCAUGGUCCUGACACUUUUCUGUGACAAGCUGGAGUCGGUGGACGCCAGCAACCAGAUGCUGCAGCUGCUCUACCUGGAGUGCAUCUUGUCCAUGCUCAGCAGCUGCCCCCCCACAAUGCACCUGUCCAGAGGCUUCACUGACCUCGUGUGGAAGCAGCUGUGUCCGUCGCUGGUGGCCAUCAUGGGAAACCCUGUCAGCGACAAAACCAUCGCCUCCCACCACGGCCACAUGGGGGCACCAGAGGCCGAGCGACCCAACUUGGGACCGAGCCAGGACCCGGAGUCCGCCGUCGGAGCGCCGUCCGACCAAGGCAGAGGGUCGGGCUGUUCGUCCAUCGCCCCCGCCAGGAUUGCGGCGGUGGUGCGCACCGUGUGCUACGUGGCGGCCGAGCUGGUGCGUCUGGUGAGCUGCGUGGAGUCCAUGAAGCCGGUGCUGCAGUCGCUCUACCACAGAAUCCUCCUCUACCCGCCCCCUCAGCACCGCACCGAGGCCAUCCGCAUCAUGAAGGAGAUUUUGGGAAGUCCGCAGAGAUUGUUCGACCUGGCGGGGCCGUGCGUGGCAGAGCCUGAGAGCAGAAAGCGCUCGUUCUCCAAGAGGAAGUCUCACCUGGACCUGCUGCGACUGGUGAUGGACGGCAUGACGGAGGCGUGCGUCAAGGGAGGCAUGGAGGCGUGUUUCUGGUCCGUGUCCUGCACCUGUGCUCUGCUCAAAGCCCUGGAGGACCUGUCGCAGGGGCGGGGCCUUACGCCCGAGCAGGCCCGCCUCGUCGUACGGCGCAUGGACGAGAUGAAAGACGGGACGGAGUCGACGCGGGAGUCCAUGGAGGUCAACGAGGCCGACUUCCUGUGGCAGAGACACCUCCUGUCCUCCGAGGGAGCGCACUGGGACGCCUCCUCCAACGCGGCGCCGGCCGUCGAGCGAAGUCCCGACAUUAGCAUUAGCAUCACCACGGACACGGGCCACACCACUUUGGACCUGGAGCCGGUACUGCCGUCGCCCUCCGCUGGUGAUCUGGAGUAUGACAGGCUGGACUCCGAGAAGGCCGUUCAGCGGGAAGGCGGAGGAGACGGGAAGGACUCGGAUGCCAGGGGCGGGGCCCAAAGAGGAGGGGCGGUUCCUCCUGAUGUCGUCCAGCGAAGCCACGCCCUCGUCUACCCCGACAUCACCAACUUCCUGUCUGUGGAGUCCAGGACCAAGUGGCACCAUGGAGGAGACUCACGAUACAGUGAGAGCAACUUCAGUGUGGAGGAGCAGGACUUGUCCCGGACCGAGCUGGACUCGUGUGACCAGUACUCCAUGGCGGCCGAGAAGGACUCUGGUCGCUCCGACGUGUCGGACAUGGGCUCCGACAACGUGUCGCUGGCCGACGAGGACGAGCACACCCCCCGGGAGUUUUUGGGCCAGCGCUCGCUACGUACCGCCGCGCUCUCUCUCAAGCUGCUGCGCAACCAGGAGGCGGACCAACACAGCGCCGGCCUGUUUGUGCAGUCGCUGGCGACGCUGCUGCCCCGCCUCCUGGCGCUGAGCACCGGCCCUGCAGUGGACCAGCUGCUCCAGAGCUUCUCGCACACCUUCUGCUCGGGACUGCAAGCCGGUGGCAUCCCCUCGCCGGGUGCGGAGGCGGGGCUGACGCUGAGCUGCCAAUCGCUGAUGAACGCUGACGGCAUCUACUUACUGUCCUUCUACGCCCUGCUGCUCAACCUCAAACUCUGCAACUGCCUCUUCUACCAGCGCAGGACGCUGCCUCCCGCGCUCGGCCUGAAGGAGUUUGUGCGCCUGGUCCAGAGCAGCGGCGUGUUGGUGGUCUUGUCUCAGGCCUGGAUCCAGGAGGUCUACCACCUGGUCCUGGAGAGAGACCUGCUGGGCCAAGCGGGCUACUUGGGAUCCAAGGACGAGUGCACGCCGCCUCUCAUUGCCAUGCUGACUGACAUGGAUGGUCUGGGCAGCUGUGUGAUUGGUGGUCAGCUGAUCAGGACAUCCAGCCAAUCAUCUCUCACCUGCGACGCGGCAGCGGGUGACGUGGUCAUGACGGGGGGCGGGGUCUUCUCCCGCUUCAUCCUGUGGGGAGUGUGGAAGAACCUGAUGGAGGUGUUGUCCACGCCGCUGACGGGCCGCAUGGCCGGCAGCUCCAAGGGGCUGGGCUUCGUGCGAGAGCAGAGCCAGAGGGAGCGCGACGCCAUUUGUCUCAGUUUGGACGGCCUGCGCAAGGCCGCCGCGCUCAGCUGCGCCCUCGGUGUGGCCGCCAACUGCGCCUCGGCCUUGGCCCAAAUGGCCGCCGCUUCUUGCGUGCAGGAGGAGCGCGAGGAAAGGGAGGGGCCGGAGGCGGGAGACCCCAUCACACAAGUGAAGCAGCGUCUGGAGCAGAUGGCGCGUCCUCAAGGUGUUCGCCUGCACACGGCGCACGUCCUGUGCAUGGACGCCAUCCUGAACGUGGGCUUGGAGAUGGCCAGCCACAACCACGACUGCUGGCCGCACGUCUUCAGGGUGACGGAGUACAUCAGCUCCCUGGAGCACAGUCACUUUGGCGACGCCUCCUCUCAGCAGCCGUCGCUGCCUACUGUUGCCCAGCGCGGGGGACCAGAGCCCACCUGCGAGCCCCAGGAUCCAGAGCCGGGCCCCGGCCUGCCGGUCAUCCGGCCGCCGACCAUCCAGGAGCUGCUCGGCGGCGGCGGAGGAGGGCGGAGUCUGGACCUGAAGCCAGGGAUCCUGAUGACGGGGCCCGGCGCCGCUAAGGCGGUUUGCACGCUGUCCACGCAGACGGACAGGUUGUUUGAGGAAGCUGCGUCCAAACUGAACCUGGUGGCUCUGGUGGGCUUCCUGCAGCAGCUGAGGAAGGUGUCUCAGUGUCAGUUGUUUGAUUCUGCCACAGAGACGGGCGAUUAUUCACUGGCAAUGCCUGGAGAAGCAAAGUCCACGUUGGAGCGCCACAGCGCCCUCCAUCUCUUCCGUCUGGGCGAAGCCAUGCUGCGUAUCGUCCGAAACAAAGACCGUCCGCUACUCCACAUGAUGAGGGCGUGGAGUGUGGUGGCGCCACACCUGGUGGAGGCGGCGUGUCACAAAGAGCGCCACGUAUCCCGGAAGGCCGUGUCCUUCAUCCACGAUGUCCUGACGGAGGUUCUGACCAGCUGGGUGGAGCCGCCUCACUUCCACUUUAACGAAGCGCUCUUCAGACCCUUUGAGCACAUCAUGCAGUUGGAGCUGUGCGACGAGGACGUCCAAGACCAGGUGGUGACGUCCAUCGGCGAGCUGGUGGAGAUGUGUUCGCCUAAAAUCCUGUCCGGAUGGCGGCCUCUGUUCAGCGCUUUGAGGACUGUGCACGCCGCCAAGAUGGAGGUCAAAGACUACCUGCUGGGAGAAUAUUCCGUGGGCGUCAAGUGUCAGGCACCGGUCUUUGAUGUCUUCGAGGCGUUCAUCAGCACGGACAACAUCCAGGUGUUUGCCAACGCCGCCACAGACUAUAUCAUAUGCCUGAUGAAGUUCGUCAAAGGUUUAGGCGAGGUGGACUACAGGGAGAUCGGCGACUGUGUCCAGGCAUCGUCCUCCAGCUCCACCGAUCUCUGCUUGCCGGCGCUCGACUACCUGCACAGAUGUUCUCAGCUGCUGGCCAACAUUUACAAGAUGCCAUCCAAGCCCGUCUUCCUGGGGGCGCGCCUUGCCAGCCUGCCCUCCAGGACACACGAACACUCGACGGGCAGCGAGGACGGCCUGGACGGCGUCCUGCAGGAGUUUGACGACAACACGGGUCUGAUCCAGGUGUGGAUCCUGCUGUUAGAACAACUGACGGCGGCCGUCUCCAACUGUCCUCGUCAACACCAGCCUCCCACCUUGGAGAUGCUCUUCCUGCUUCUGCGAGAGGUCGCCGUCGUGCCAGGUCCGGGGUUCGCCAUCUUUGCUGUGGUCCAGCUGCUGAUUCCUGUGAUGUCGCUGUGGCUGCAGCGUAGCCACGGCGACCACGCCUACUGGGACGUGGCGGCGGCCAAUUUCAAACACGCCAUCGGACUGUGCUGCGAGCUGGUGGUGGAGCACGUCAACACCUUCAUACACACAGAUGUGGGUUGUGAGUCCCUGAUCAACGUGAUGCUGAGAGACGUCUUCAAGCUGCUGGUGGCUUGUGUCUCUCAAGCGGCAGAGAGCAUUUCCAGAGUGGGCUGCUCCUGCAUCAGGUAUAUUCUGGUGACAGUGGGUCCCGUAUUCACUGAGGAAAUGUGGAGGUUGGCAUGCUGUGCCCUGCAGGACGCCUUCUCCGCUACCUUAGAACCCGUCAAGAACCUUCUGGCGUGUUUUCGGAGCGGUUCUGACAGUUUCUGCGGAGACGCCUGUGAGGUCAAAGUGGCCGCCCCCUCGUCCUCGCCAGCAGCGGAGGCCGAGUACUUGAGGAUCAAAGCCAUGGCCCAGCAGAAUCUCCUGGCGAGUUUUUGGAGCGGUUCUGACAGUUUCUACAGAAACGCCUGUGAGGUGUUCAUGUUGGACAGUCAAUGUUCUCCAAAGACACCCAACAACAAGGACGGUUUUGAGCACGCUCAGUCGUGUGUUUUGAUCAUUGAGUUGCCACCUGACCACCACUCCACUGGGCAUGCUCCGAAGAGGAUUCCGUUCAGGACCAUCGUGGUCAGCCUGCUGUCCCAUCAGGUUCUGCUCCAGAACUUGUCCGACAUCCUCUUGGAGGAGUUUGUCAAGCAGCCUGAAGGUCAGGAGAGGGCGACGCCCGUCACCCCUGACCCUGGGCGACCCGCGGCGGGCUUCCUGCGCUACGUGUCCAUGACCAACCUUUCCAUCAUCCUGGACCUGCUGCUGGACUCGUACAGGACGGCGCGGGACUUUGACACCCGCCCGGGCCUCAAGUACCUGCUGAUGAAGGUGUCGGGCGUGUGCGGCGCCGCCAACCUCUACCGCCAGUCCGCCAUGAGCUUCAGCCUUUACGUGCAGACGCUGCUGAGCGCCAUCUUGAGCCAGGCGGACGCCAUGACGGCCCAGCAGGUGAAGAGGAUGCUUUAUGAGGAAGAGGAGGGAAGCUCCGACUCUUCUCAUCCUGGAUCGGCGUCCUCAGAGGACGAGGACAUCUUUGAAGAGACGGCACAGGUGAGUCCCCCCCGCGGACGGGACCAGCGCCACCAGUGGCGAGCCGCCAUGACGUCCCUGAGCGUAGCGCCAGGGGGCGGCGCCGACUGGGCGUGGCUGGUCAAGCGUCUCCACAAGCUUUGCGCGGACUUGUGCAGCAGCUACAUCCAGAUGCACCGCGACCUGGAGAGCGCGCUGGAGGACACGCCCCUGCCGCCACCCCCGCCCCGGGGCGCCGAUCCCGCCUUCUUCCUGCCGCUUUUCCAGUCCGAGGCCUCCACCCCCACGUCGCCGAGUCAGACGGCGGAGACGAGCACGGCGUCGCCAGGGGACACGCCCACUCAGAGUCCAGGAUACAGCUGCACAGGAAGUCUCCCUCACAGCUUCCUGAGCGGGCGCGGCUCUUCUUGGGGCCGAAGGAAGGACUGGUGGGAGAGCGCGGGCAGCAAACUGUACUCCAUGGCAGCGGACCGCAGCUUCAGCAAGCUGGUGAGCGACUACAAGCGCAGGAAGCAGCAGAACCACCUCCACCGCGGCGCCAGGGAGGGGAGGGGCCCUGUGGAGCCGCCCCAGAGGCCCCAGCAGCUGGUGGACAAGCAAGGACCCCCGCUGAGGCACUCGGUCAGCGCCGGACCAGAAGUCCUAAGGCAGGAGAACCGCUCGCGUUCCGGCUCCACCUUCAGUUCUCACGGCGUGUCUCUGAGGGACGCCGAGGCCCAGAUCCAGGCCUGGACCAACAUGGUGCUGACCGUCCUCAACCAGGUCCUCCUGUUGUCCGACUCCACCUUCCUGGCGCUGCAGCCGGCGCUCUACCCCAGCCUCAGCCAGCUGGCAUGCCACGUGGCUGACAACCGCGUGCGCCAAGCGCUGCGCGAGUGGCUGGGCCGCGUGGGCAGACUCUAUGACAUCGUGGCCUGACCGCCGAGACGGCGUCGGCGCCGCUAACUUCGCCCAAAGAUGAUGAUGUCGUUUGUUCGGAAUAUUAUUUAUCACUUCCUGUAUUUGUUGUGCGUGUUCUCCGCUUGAUUAAACAUUGUGAUGAGCAGCACUCCA
Molecule: messenger RNA, 7083 nt
Organism: Nerophis ophidion (straightnose pipefish)
Lineage: Eukaryota; Metazoa; Chordata; Actinopteri; Syngnathiformes; Syngnathidae
Gene: arfgef3
Product: ARFGEF family member 3
Exons: 42
Coding region: 340-6948 (2202 amino acids)
Biological process (GO): regulation of ARF protein signal transduction
Molecular function (GO): guanyl-nucleotide exchange factor activity
Source: RefSeq, a predicted model, not a curated record